CAAGUUGUUUUCUUUAAAGAAGCACUCAACAGCACAUUCAUAUCACAGCUAAUGGAUGAGUAUGAUACACUAGUCAAUCCAUCAGGUGUAUGCUCUAACUAUCUUCAAAUUGGAGCUACUUGCCCAGCUCCUUCAGUAGCUCCUUCAGUUCUUUGUCAAUCAUCAAUAAACAAGUGUCACCCUAAUGCAAGAUGUUUGCCUGAUGUUGACUAUCAAUAUACUUGUCAGCCACAACCAGUUGUAUGUACAUCAGACUCAACAUGCCAACCAAACUACUACUGCAGCAGUGGUACUAUACCUACUGAUAACAGUAACUAUUACCAAAACUCUGACAAAUCAUUACCAGGUCAAAGUGUCUUUUUACAAGAGAAUUUGAUGCACUUUUCCGGAGAGAGCAUUACCAGAACAAAUGUCCUACCAGUUCACGAAGUCCCAGGUCUUGUCUCAGACCUCACUAUAUUUGCUAUUGUGAAUCAAGAGCCUGGUAAUGAUGGCUAUGUCAUUGGAAAAGGUCUCAAUGAUAAAAUGAGAGACUUUGGUCUUUAUCUGCGUAGCUCAAAAAGUACAAUUUGGCUAGCAUAUGGAUCUGAUGAUAAAGGUGUUGGAUUCCAUGGUAUUGUAUUCUUUUAUGAUGUUAAUGUUGCUGAUGGUAAUGAGCACUCAGUGACAGCAAUCAUUGAUGGUUCUGCUAACAGUGCAUCUCUUUAUAUUGAUGGAGUAUUGAGAGGAUACCAGUGUCCAUUGCCAGUCAAACCAGCCUUCAGACCUGAUUAUAAUAUUCUUUAUGUGGGUGGCAGACCAGGUACUAAAAGGUUUCAAUUCAAAGGUUCCAUCAGAAACCUCUUCAUUGGAUCUAGUGCAUUUCAGUAUGACAAUGUCAAGCAGCUACAUGAUGAUGCAUUUGAUGGUGACAGAUCUCUUUGUCUUGACACAACAGACACUCGAUAUUGUUUACAAUACAUUGGUAGUAAUGAGAGGUGUAUUGUUGGAGAUAAAGAUUUUAGGUCAAUUUAA
Messenger RNA from Amphimedon queenslandica, 1014 nucleotides. RefSeq lists its product as uncharacterized. Lineage: Eukaryota; Metazoa; Porifera; Demospongiae; Haplosclerida; Niphatidae. The record is from RefSeq and is a predicted model, not a curated record. The coding region runs from base 52 to 1014 and encodes 320 amino acids. The transcript is spliced from 4 exons.